AUGUCUUCGACGCCAACCCCACUCUUCGUCGCUAUUCAAGGGCCUCAAGGGUCUGGCAAAUCGUACCUAACUGGCCUUAUUCAAUCUCACUUAUCAAGCCCUCCCCACUGUCUGCGUGUUGCCACCCUAUCCAUCGACGACUUGUAUCUACCUCACACGCAGCUUAAGUCACUCGCAGAAAGCUACCCGGAGAAUCCGCUGUGGAAAGGUCGUGGUCAACCAGGGACGCAUGAUAUCGUAUUGGGACUACAAAUACUGAGUUGCCUAAAGCAGGGCCGAAUGGGAAGGCAAAGGAUCGAGCUUCCUAGGUUUGAUAAAAGUCUCUAUGAUGGUGAAGGUGAUCGCCUUCCUAUGGAUGGAACAGGUUCGCUAGUACAACCUCCAAUCGACCUGGUGAUCAUGGAAGGUUGGUGCAUGGGGUUUUACCCGAUUCCAGACCGCGAGAUAGAUGAACGAUGGGAUAGGCUGUGGCAGGUGGAGAAGGGUUUACUGGGAAUGGACGACUCUAUUGUUGGAACCAAGGAGAACAUUAAACAGAUCAACGAAGUUCUGCACCGAUAUGUCGACGUCUGGUCCUUCUUUGACAUCUUCAUCCAACUCAAACCAGCUCUUUUGACCAAUAAUGUCUCUCAGUAUUCUAUCGUGUAUAAUUGGCGGCUGGAACAGGAGCAUUCUAUGAAAAGUCUCAAUGGUGGGAAGGGAAUGUCUGACGCCGCAGUCAAGCUCUUUGUAGACCGUUACAUUCCCGGUUAUGUAUUCUUCGGAGAUGGCAUGAUAAACGGAGAAUGCAGUGUAAAUACGUCCACUCAAUCGGAGGGCGACAUACGGAAUGCGACUGUGCCGCAGUCAUCUCGGCCCCCAUGGGUGGGGAAAAGUCUCCUUGUUGUCCUCGAUACCCAUAGGGACGUUAUAGGACUAGAGGAGUUUUAG
Molecule: messenger RNA, 930 nt
Organism: Marasmius oreades (fairy-ring Marasmius)
Lineage: Eukaryota; Fungi; Basidiomycota; Agaricomycetes; Agaricales; Marasmiaceae
Exons: 4
Coding region: 1-930 (309 amino acids)
Cellular component (GO): cytoplasm
Source: RefSeq, a predicted model, not a curated record